AUGGUUAAGAUCAAGCGUCUUCGGGUUGCGCUUAAGGUUUGGAACAAAAAUAUUUUUGGAGACGUGAAUGAUGGUAUUGCUCAGUGGCGGUCUUCUCUGGAAGACAUUCAGCUCAGGAUUGCUGAGGAGGUAUACUCUGAUUCUCUCUUUGAUGAGGAAGUAGCGGCUCAGGUGCAGCUUGGAACUUUACUCUCUAGAAAAAGUUCGCUUUUGCAACAGAAAAGUUGUGUCCGCUGGCUUAACGAUGGGGAGAGAAAUACAAGCUUUUUUCAUAAUUCUUUUAAGAUGCGAAGGAAAAAACUAGUGCUUUCCCAGCUCAAGAUUGAUGGUGUGGAUUCUUUCGAUCGGGAUGUUAUCGUUGCUCACAUUGUGGAUUUUUUUUCCAACCUGUUUUCGAAGACUCACCCUCCUACUGUCUCUAUUCAUGACAUUCAGCAUAUUGUUCCGGUCACGGUCACGGUCACGGAUCAGCACAAUGCAUCGCUGACUAGUAUUCCUGUGGAUGAGGAAAUUAAAGCUGCGGUGUUUGAUUUGGUGGGGGAUAGUGCGGCAGGCUCGGAUGGUUUUUCUGGUGUUUUCUUCCAGAAGUGUUGGGAUACGAUUAGCUGCAAUAUUAUUUAUGCGGUGAGGGCUUUUUUCGUGAAAAAUUACCUUCCACAGGGUCUGAAUUCCAACACGCUUAUUCUUAUUCCGAAAAAGGAGGUCGUUGAGUCUUUAACGGAUUUGCGGCCGAUUAUCCUUUCUAAUUUCUUCUUCAAGAUUCUCUCUAAGAUUUUGGCUACGAGGCUGAGUUUUGUGGAUGCUGAGUGUGUUUCUCAUAAUCAGUUUGGCUUUAUUCGUGGACAACUUAUUCAUGACUGCAUCUUGUUGGGGUCGGAGGGUGUUAACUACAUGAAAUGUUCGUGUCAAGGCAAGAAUAUGGCUAGUAAAGUGGAUAUCAAGAAAGCUUUUGACACCAUGAGCUGGAAUUUUAUCAGGCAGGGAGAUCCGCUGUCGCCUGUCAUUUUUGGAAUAGCAGAGGAUAUGCUCAGCCAUCUUAUUUUGACUGUUGUUGCUGCUAGCACUAUUGAUCCUAUGAGGAUGAAUCGUCAUCAUCUCUUCCCCACCCAUCUCUUGUACGCAAAUGACAUUCUUAUUUUCUGCAAAGUCUCUAUGAAGAACGCUAGAACUAUCCAGGAUAUUUUGCAGUGUUAUGGGUUUCUCUCGGGUCAACUUUGUAGCCGUGAGAAGUCGAUAAUCUUCUUUGCUAAGGGUGUGUCCCUGUACUAUAGGCGCCAGAUUUCUCGUGUGCUUGGCUUUGCUAUUUGCAGUCUGCCCACGACUGAUUUAGGUGUUCCUCUUUUUGUUGGGCGACCCAGAUCUAUUAAUCUUGCAGCUAUUAAGGAUCGGAUUAUUAGUAAGUUUUCCCGCUAUAAUGGGAGGCAGUUGUCUAUGGCUGGACAGAUCUGUCUGGAGCUUGAUGCGGCUUGUCGCAAUUUUAUUUGGUCUGGAGAUAUUCGAAAGAGGCCUUCUCACUCGGCUAGUUGGGAUCGUGUUUGUGGUAUCAAAGAGGAAGGUGGCUUGGGCAUCCGAUCUUUUGAUAUGAUGAAUGAUCCGUUCCUUAUGAAGCUUGCUUGGCGGAUUAUUUCGGGCAGACAGUUUGGGUUUGAUAUCAUGAAGAGUAGAUAUCUGGAUAAUUUUGGAAGACCAAGGACGACGACUUUAGCUUCUUCUGUUUGGGGUGGAGUUCGACAGCUCAUCCCGGAGCUCAUUGAAGAGUCUUACUGUCUCCUUGGAAACGGCUCUUCGGUUUAUUUCUGGAAUGAUGAUUGGCUUGGUUAUUCUAUUGCUGACAAGCUCAACAUUAUGGGAUUUGUUCGGACUCGGCUUAAGCAGACUGUGGCUGACUAUCUUUAUGACGGAGUCUGGCAUUUUGCUCAGGAUUUUAUUGAUGAAUUCCCUCUGAUUGUUUGUGACAUUUUGUUAUUACCGAUUGGUAGUGAGGAUGAUAUCCGUUUAUGGAAGCCCUCGGUUCAUGGGAAAGAUACUUCGGUCCUGGCUUUUGCUUCCCGCUGUCAUCGCUUUUCUCGUGUUUCGUGGGGGCUCUGGUUGUGGGAGAAUUUUAUUCCUGUCCGACGUUAUAUCACUUGUUGGCGUUUCGGACAAGAGGCGGGGAUGUAUAGCACGGACAUUCAUGGGUUUCUUGUGUUCGCUUGGACGAUUAAACCGAGUUCGCAUCUCAAGAAUCUCUGGAAGCUCGGGGCAAAUACGGCUGGCUCUGCGGUUAGGGCGCCGGGGCGCAUUUGUGCAGGGGGUGUUUUUAGAGAUUGGAGAGGUUUGGUUAGGGGCUGUUUUCAUGUGGAGGGAGGCAUUGGCUUCGCCUUUGAGGCUGAGCUCCUCGGCAUCAUUUUGGCUAUUGAGUUUGCUAGUGGAUGUGGUUGGAAUAAGAUUUCGUUUGAGGCGGACUCCUCUUAUGGCUACUAG
Messenger RNA from Salvia miltiorrhiza (redroot sage), 2463 nucleotides. RefSeq lists its product as uncharacterized. Gene Ontology annotation, molecular function: RNA-DNA hybrid ribonuclease activity; nucleic acid binding. Lineage: Eukaryota; Viridiplantae; Streptophyta; Magnoliopsida; Lamiales; Lamiaceae. The record is from RefSeq and is a predicted model, not a curated record. The coding region runs from base 1 to 2463 and encodes 820 amino acids. The transcript has 5 exons.